UACCAGCAGCACUACAGCAGGCAGCAGCGAAUUGGUGAGACCGACGAGCACGAUUAUCCUUUCCUUUCUCUCGUUCUCUCGCGAGCUCGAGCUCGCGGUUGUUCAGCUUCAUCCUCCUCGUAAUUUCGUGAUUGUAUCAGUUUAUUUUGUGCAGUGUACAGAAGACGGUCACUUCGGUGUUUUUGUGAAUAACGGAGAGUUUCUGGUCUUCGAAGACCAUUUUAUCCGAAUCCGCAGUUCGACCAUUGAUUGAUAUUGCGCGAUUUUUUUUACGAUUUUUUGUUUAUUUUCGCGAAUGAAUUUGGUGUUGUGCAUGAAAAAAAACAAUAUGCAGUUCGGUUUUGUACUCUUGAAGGAAUGUGCAAUUUGAUCGUUUGAUCGAAACAGGUAAUAAAUGAGUUUUAUUUUCAAUUAAACGAUGAAAUCCACCGCCAGGCCAACACACAAUGGCAAUGCAUCCGGAACGUAAUAUCCCACACUUGUGGGAUAUCUUCGGUAAACCUUCACCUCGCGAAGAAUGUCUGAGCAAAGAUUUCCAAAAAAUGAAACUCGACUCGUCUGCGACGAGUAACGGUAACGACAGCGCCAUAUCGGUCGGCUCGACCAGCGACGAAGACACCAAUCAAACCAUCACACCGACCAAAAAGAAGAAAAAAGGUCGCAAAGAGCAGUCCCUCGAACCAGAGGUCAAGUAUCUCGAAAGGCAUUUAUCUAUGAAGAAAACCAUACGUAAGAAAAUCAUGCGCGAUCUCCAAAAGGCUUUCGUCGAAGACCCCAACGAAUUCCGCGUCGAAGACAUCCCUCCGGAGCAGCUGAAAGCCGAAAUCAAUCUGCAAAGCUUGAGUUUCGCGCCGGCUGGCAAGAAGAAGGAUAAGAAAAACAACGAAUCAAACUUUUUAGACUUUUUAAGAACCGGUAGCGGUGACAGCAAGUCCAGCAACGCUAACAAUAAGAUAAAUAGGAAAACGUACAAAGAUCUAGAUGGCGAUUCCGGUCACGGAUCUCCUACUACCGAAGAAUCAGAAGAAGAGGAUAAGAAAACCCGUUUUUGGAAGAGGUUUACCAUGAAAGGCAGUAGAAAUAAGCGAUAAUUUUUUUCGUAAUUAGUAAUUACUGUGAUCCUUUAAGUACAUAGGUUUAGUUGUAUAAAUGAAAUGAAAAAAAAAAUUUUUUCCUUAUGCAAGGGCCUCGUCGUCGUAUUGUAAUUCCCCCCCCCCCCCCGCCCCCCUUUGGUAGCCCUAUAAACGUGGAAAAAGUUUCGUUGUUGCGGGUACCUACCUACUGCAUUGGCACGAUAUUCUUUGAUAUUCCCCCCCCUCUCUCUUACGUGGACCGAAAAAAAAUAAAAAACUCGUAUUUAUUAUUUUGAGUGAAAUGAGCCUUUGUCUGCGUAAUGAUGAACAUGUCGCUCGUCUUUUAUUCGAUACACGUCUCUUUGUUUAGGUGUCCUCCGAUUUCAGUGGUUCCUAAGAUACCUAUCUAUGUACGAGCUGACUAACAAAAUCAUACCUAUCCACAGACAGAGAGUGAAUACGAUAUGCGGUCAUAUCGAUGAUAUUGAUGCUGGUCGAUUCGAUUCGUAAACUAUUCUAAAUUUCUUAAAUAAGUACACUUUUACGAUCGCGAUUAACAGAUCGGAUCUGGAUUUAAUGGCCGGCCACGUACUGUCUUCGGUAUCUUGGUCGUAUAUUUUCUCACUUUCUAAACUAGGCACAGACACUAUCGAUUUCAUAUUUCUUCGCACAUCGAAUUAUGAAAUCAUAAAUGUGCCAAAAAAAAAAAUGACGAAAAGCAAAAUUGCGACGAUGAACCGAUGAAAUAUACGACCAACGAUUCGAAUAAGACGUUUGAGCUCGUCGUCCUAUUGAUCGAGUCGAGAGACGAUGAAAAAUGAUGUAAUUUAGGGUAUUAUUUUUGAUUACUGUAUAGCAGCGUUUGGAUUUUGUAACGCGAGCGAGCUAAAGCCGACGCCCUUGCAUUUUGUAUACUGUUCAUUAUUAAUAAUUACGUGUGACGGAUAAAUAAAUUUUCUGCGAUAAUCGAUUA
Molecule: messenger RNA, 2046 nt
Organism: Planococcus citri (citrus mealybug)
Lineage: Eukaryota; Metazoa; Arthropoda; Insecta; Hemiptera; Pseudococcidae
Exons: 2
Coding region: 447-1091 (214 amino acids)
Source: RefSeq, a predicted model, not a curated record